AUGAGGACACUGAACACAAGCCUGGUGCUCCUGAAAAGGGCAGGGUGUCUCCCCCAGCAGCAGGUUCCCGGCCCCAGUUCCCGAUCUCCCGGAGCGGAGCGGGCGGGGCGGGGCCGCGGGGCCAGGCGGGCUGGGAUUGGGCGGCGGCGCUCGAGUGCUGAUUGGGCAGCGCUGCCGGCCCGCGGUAUAAAGGGCCGGCGGGGCGGGUGCGGGCGGUUGUGUGUGAGGGCUGAGGGUGCGGCCCCGCUGCUGCCCGGGCUGCGGAGGGGAGAGCGCCUUGGCCGCUGGCCUGGCUCGUGGUUUCCCCUGGUGCUGGGGAGUGGAGGCGAGUUGUGCUUCCUGCCGGGAGAGAGAAGGGCCUUGGGAAGCUGCUCCAUGAGCCACAGCUGUGCCGAGCCCGGCAGUCUGUCCAGCACCCUUUCUGCUGUUGGGAGAGCACGCGGUGGAUGGAGAGGAUCCCCAGGCAUCUGCAGGCACAAGGGACUCAUACAACUGCGAUUUUCCUCCAGCCCUCGUGAAAGGGACUUCCAGGAUACUCUUGGGAAUGUACCAGCUCUCCUGCUGGAGCUUUUCUAUGGAAUAUUUGAACACAAAGAGGAAUAACUCCUGUCAGCAGCAAGGCCCCGACUGAAGUGGCAGCUGCAGUUGUUCCUGUGGUGUGGGCCAGUGGAACUGCAGGAGAGUGGAAGAGGGCAGAACCUGUAGGUAUUACCCCUACUGUGGGAUCUCUCCUGGUAAGGCCAAGCCAGUAUCCUUUAAAAUCAGAAUGCCAGACUGGAUUGGUUGCAGGAACAGCUGAAUUUGCUCCUCAUAGUUUGCUUGUAGAAGGUGAAUGCAAGAACCUGCCUAGAAAAGCAAUGGCCAAGGGGAUUGAUUAGUGCAGGACCUGAGAGAACCCCCUGAAAUGACAACCUGGAGUAGUUUGCAGUAUUAGAUUGCAAAGAUGGCCUUUGCUGCAUCUCCUUGAGCAAGGAAAGCCAAGAAAGCUUUGCUUUUGCAGGAGAAAAUGGGGCGAGCGGGCAGGAAGAAGAGAAGCCCCCUGACUCCUCCCUGAGCCCCAGACAGCCCAUGAACUGCCUUCCUGGGAAUGGUGGGACGGGCUGGACUCUGGAUUGCUCCCUCGGGAUGUGUG
Messenger RNA from Manacus vitellinus (golden-collared manakin), 1132 nucleotides. RefSeq lists its product as uncharacterized. Lineage: Eukaryota; Metazoa; Chordata; Aves; Passeriformes; Pipridae. The record is from RefSeq and is a predicted model, not a curated record. The coding region runs from base 1 to 603 and encodes 200 amino acids. The transcript has 5 exons.